GCUGUUGGUAGCAGGCCGGCAGCGACGGGAGGAGCGGCCGGGAGCCGUCCCGGUGCCGGUGCCCCGAUGCCGCUGCGCCUCGGGAGGGGGCGGCGGGGCCCCUUCAAACAUAUAGCUCAUGGCCUGGUCCCUGCUGCUACCAUAGCUCCUAAACCUGCAGUUCCCCGCACCCCUCCCCCUCGUAGUCCAAACCCUUCUCCAGAAAGGCCCAGAUCUGCUUUAGCAGCAGCUAUCCUCGCAACAACACUAACAGGGCGCACUGUUGCUAUUCCUCAGCCUCGGCAGCGAUCACUUUCGGAAAGUGAUUCCACCUACGUGGAACAAGAGUGCUUUGAGCCAUAUGCAACAGUCACAGAGCUCAGAAUGGGGCCGAACUGGAAACUUGAUGGUAGUGACAGAUCUCCUCUACAGUCCCUAGAAAUAUCAGGCAAUUGCUGUGAGGAUGAGGACAUGGAUACCUAUCCUUCAGAUCCUGAUAAAGAGGAAGAGUCCAGCUGUCAGAGUAAUGAGAAAAGGGAAGAAAGCUUUAGCAACAAUGCUAUUUAUGCUGUUCCUUGCAAAAAUAAAAAGGAAGAGUGUCCACUACCUCCUAGUAAUAAUGUUGAGAAGAAAGAAACAUCUUCUCGUGAAACUGAGUUUCACAUGCAGGUGGAUGAGUCAAAUGUGCAAACAGAAGAAAACAAAUAUCUUGGCUUGAAUUUGAAGGAAGAAAAAUCAUUAGCUGAAAAUCUUAUAUGGGAGAAACCUCCACCAUCCCCAGAUAUAUCCAUUCGGGCAAGGCAAGCACGGGAAAACAUGACUAAAGAAAAGUUCAGAGAGCUAAAACAAGAAAACUGGUCUUUGAACAAGGUAUACCACGCUAUGGCCCAGCAAUUUGAGGAGACAAAACAGCAAAUGGAAGAACAGCAAUUAAAACUGAAGAGACUAGAAGACGAAAACAGAAAACUUAAAGAAGCUGCAAAGAAGAUACACAGAGAAGAGGAGGCUACAGAAUUACUUUCUCUGAGACAACAAGCACAAGAACUUGUAGAUGAAAAUGAUGCUUUGAAAAUGACAGUCCAUCGUUUGAACGUAGAAUUAAGUCGCUAUCAAACUAAAUUCAGGCCAUUGUUGCAAGAAGAGCAUCUAAAAAUAAGAAGUUUACCCAUGAAAGGACCACCACCCCCAUGGCUGCUGGAUAUGAAAUAUUUGUCACCUCUUCUGUUGGCAUAUGAAGAUAGAAUAAGAGAAAAGGAAGAUUUAAGUCUUGCAUAUGAGGAGGAUAUGAAGAACUUUAAAGUACAAGUUGAAGAGUUGGUGAAGGAGAAUGAAGACCUGCAUGAGCAAUUAAAUAAAAAUAACUUUAUUACCACUACAGAAUGGCAUCAGCUACAAACUCAGGCCACGCUGGUCUUGGAAGAAAACAGGUUGUUGAUGGAGCAACUUGAAAUUCAACACGCUAAAGCAAAAGAUAGUCACAGACAACAUGUUCAGGAAGCUUCAAAAUUGACCAAGCAGGUAAUAAUUUUAGAAGAUAAGAAACGAAGUCAAGAAGAACAGAUAGCAGAGUACCAGAAGCAGUUGGAAGCUUUACGUACUACUUGUGAAGAGCUGAAAGCAAAACUGGAUAGCAGAAGAGCAGCAGAGGAGCACUUUGCUUUGGUGAAUGAUUUAAAAAGCCAUUUACAACAGGAGCAGGAGAAAAAGCGCUCUGAGGUGGAAGACCUAAUGGGAAAGAUAGCAUCAGUGCAAGCUCAAAACAAGAAACUGCUUUUAGAGAAAAAUAACUUCAUGGCGGACAAGAAGAUCCUGGAAGCUGAUGUUGAAAUGACACAAAAGACAAACAGGCAAUUAAAGAAGAAAAUACGUCUUUUGAAACAGCAGUUGGAGGAAGCAACAGAAAAAGAAGUUGCAGCCCAUCACUAUCUAACAAACCUUAUUGGUUUGGUGGAGAAGAUAGCUCAGGAACGUGAUCACCUUAUUUUUUUGGCCAGGUGUUUGGAAAAUGAAAAUCAUGGUGUUCUCAACAAAAUAGUAGAAGGCAGUCUACGCUUAGGAAGGCUGCAAGAAAAAGUUAAGCUCUAUAAAAAGAAAGCAGCUGGGAAGCUUGGAGAUAUCAGUCUCAAAAUGACUGAGCAGGAGAAAGAAUUUGCCGGGAAGACUGCUCAGUACCAGCAAGAACUGAAGCACCUGCAGCGUUUGCUGGAAGACAAACAGGAAACCCUUAAUGAAGUGCUGCAGCAAAAAAGAAAAGUGGAAGGUGAACUUGAAGUCAUUUGGGAAUCCACAUCCAAUGAAAAUAGGAGAAUGAGAGAACUCUUACAUAAAUCUCUGGGAAAAAACGACAUGUGGAAUACUGUCACAGUUCACGAGUCAUACUUGGAUGAAGUCUCUCAGAAGGACCUGGUUUAUGGACAUGAUUUUAGCUAUUGUGAUGUGAAACCAUCACCUACUAAGAAUGAAAUUCACCAAGAAUCUUAGUGAUAAGAAUAAAGAUGCCUAAAGCAUAUCACCAAAGAUAGGAUUAUCACAGAAGAACAGAGAACUAUGUGCCUGAAUUUGACUUUUUCAACAACACAAUGCAGUAGCCUCUUCACACAUUUACCCUCUUCAAUUUUUUUUUUUUUUAAGAGUCCUCAAAAUGACAGCAAGAUGUUCUCCAGCUACAGCAAUAUUAGUGUAAUUCCAGGCUAAAAUUUAACUUCAUUUUUUAAAGAAAAGGCUGUUCCUUAUUCAGGCAAGAUGUGGUACAGCUCUAAAUUAACGUAAGUCCACAAGUACAUAGUUAACAAAAUAAAAAAUAAUAAUGAUUUAGCUUGAAGUUCUAACACAGAAACAGUACAUAGAAUGUGCUAUAAAUAAACUGAACAGGAAAAGAGAAAACCUCCAUGAGAUAAUGUCUCAUAUAUAUUAUAUAUUUUAAUUAAAAGGCCAAAUUUCAGUCGUUUCUCCACAAACUGUCAAAUAAAAUAUAGAUCAUGACCAAAGUUGAAAAAAAAAAAAAAAACCACGGUGUUGUCUGUUCUCUUUGCUGGUGAUGAAGCAUCCUGACAUUCUGUGUUUCAAGGAUGUUCUUAGAUUGAAUUGCCAGCCAAAAAUCUUGUUUUCUCAUGGACGGAAAUAUUUGUGAAGCAAAGAGGACAGAAACAUCCUCAUGACAACUUGUGGUGCCUGAAUGCACAGUUGUCCACGAAGUAGAUUUAAAAGAGCCCAGGCCUCAACAAGUUUCCUAUUGUAGUUUUGCCAAAGGGAUAAGAACCUGGCAGAGGAUGCAGUCCUCCCUCCAAAUUGAGUGGUCUUUCUCACUUCCAAUUCAGUAGCUUUGCAGGAAGCCAGAAUUAUUUUUUCCAGAGCAUUCUCUGCAGCAAUGCCAGUCCUUAGAUUAGUAUGAUAACACAUUUGCCUUUAUUUUCAUAAUAAAUGUUUUUCAACAAUACUGCACAUCAAUACUGAAGCAAUAUGGAGUAUGACUUUCAUUUUGGAAUUCACAUGCAAUUUUGUGGACUAGCUUUUUGUUUGUUGCUUCAUUUCUGUAACAAAAACCUAAAUGGAACCAGAAAAAUUUAACAACACAAUCUAUGACCAGCAGUUCUGUAACAUUAGAAAUAUGAAACAUCUCAUCAACUUUGAUCAAAGUUAAUGAAAAGAGUUGAAAAAGUGAAAUACUAAAAGGAAUAUAUACUGUGACUGUCAGGGACUAGAAAGUUUUUAGCUUUCCUGAGGCAUUUUCAUUCACAGUAAGGUAGACCCAUGACAAAUCAAUAUUGGAGAUUUAUCAGUAUUUUGAAAAAAAAAAUACUGAAAAAUUAGACGCAUUUUUAAGUUGUAAAACAUGCUCCCCCAAACAUACAUCAACAGCACUGAAGUGAAGUGCCUGUAAAAGUCACCCAAGGUAGAUGCUAGGUAGAUGCUUUAUCACUCUGGAUGUGAACAACAAACACGGUUAAGAAGCUUUAAGCACUUUUACAACUUGCCAUUACAAAUCAAAUGAGAUGCAAUUACAUGCUAUUUGAAAAUUGGUGUUAUAAACGUGAAAGGUUAUCUAGUGGAAAAAGUUGAUUGACACUGGAUUGUCAGACUUUCCAACUACGGUACAAAAUGCAGCGUCUCCUCCCUGUCACUGCUUAAUCUAUUUAUCAUGCAAUAUAAUAUUUAUCACGAAGACACUAACUGCUACCUGGAGGUACCACCUAGGCAGACUUCUGUCCAACUGGUCUGAGAGAAGUUUUGGUAGUAUUUCAGAAUGAUGAUUGAAGUUGCACAGAAUCAUGACAACUAGCCAGAGAACACCUAAUUUUUCUACUUACCAGAACUGUGUACACUUUUAUUUAAUAUGAAUUCAAUAAAACUGUUUUUUUUUUUUCUACUACUGGGAAGAGAGUUCCUUCACUCUGUCCUUAGGUUAAUAUACCUAUAAACACAGUUGCUAAGUUACGUUUUAUUGCAACUUGGAUUAGGUAAAUAAAUUCAGCCUGAACCAAAGGAAAAUGCAAUGUAACCAACACAGACACUGAAUGAAAGAUAGAUGGGCUGAACUUAACUUCCAAUACAAGGACCUUUUAUUUCACAUACUGAAUAUAAGUGGAGCACACUUUUUUCAUAUAUUGCCUUAGAACACUGCAUUUAUCCAGCAGAAGCCUUGAUUUAAGCCAACUCACUAAAACAAGUUACAGAAUACUUUGGUUUCAUUUGAAAUCAGAAAAAAAGGGUUUUAAAUGGGCUAGGUUAGAAUUAAAUUACCAUGUGGAAGACUGAGAACUUGUUUGUUUAUCAAUACCAAAUAUAUGCUGUCAGAGAAACACAAGAUCCAUCUUUUUGUAAUUAACAGACAUUCCUUAUCUUCUUAAUUUCUCAUUACAAAUUAAUUCCAUAAAGAUGAUCAAUGAAACAAUGUUUUUACACCAUGAUAAAACAAUCAUUGAAUCAGAUGCUAGUGCUGGAAAGUGUACACGGUAACAUAUAUUAUAUUCCUGUCAAGGAAACGAUUGAUACCAACAGUGCUUCUGAAACUUAUUUUUAUUUUCUAAAGGAGCAGGAAAAACAGACAGAUUAUAAGUAAAGGGAUAAUAGACAGACAAGAACAGAGAAAUAAAUGUUUCUCACAAGGGUGUGGAGUAUCAGCAUAAGAAUGCAGAAUCAGCAGAUCUCAGGUAUGGCAACCAGGAACUUCACGUGAAGUGACCGUGCAAGACAGUAUUACACCGUUUU
Molecule: messenger RNA, 5187 nt
Organism: Cygnus atratus (black swan)
Lineage: Eukaryota; Metazoa; Chordata; Aves; Anseriformes; Anatidae
Gene: CEP89
Product: centrosomal protein 89
Exons: 19
Coding region: 67-2460 (797 amino acids)
Biological process (GO): chemical synaptic transmission; mitochondrion organization; cilium assembly
Cellular component (GO): centriole; ciliary transition fiber
Source: RefSeq, a predicted model, not a curated record